AUGUCCUAUUUUAUGACCCACUUACAUUCAGGAUGGCACGUCGACCAAGCCAUCCUCGUAGAGGAAGAUCGAGUCGUCUGCAUUCGAUUCGGUCACGACCACGACCAAGAGUGUAUGGCACUUGACGAAACGCUAUACGGCGUAUCAGAGAAAGUACAGAAUUUCGCGGUCAUUUACCUAGUGGAUAUAACGCAAGUACCGGAUUUUAACAAGAUGUACGAGUUGUAUGAUAAUUGUUCUUUAAUGUUUUUCUAUCGAAAUAAACAUAUUAUGAUUGAUCUGGGUACAGGUGAUAACAACAAGAUCAAUUGGGCGAUAACGGAUAAACAAGAACUUAUCGAUAUUAUCGAGACUGUAUAUAGAGGAGCAUCCAAGGGACGAGGUUUGGUAGUAUCCCCUAGAGAUUACUCAACUCGACAGAAAGGUCGAUAA
This is a messenger RNA of Kwoniella botswanensis, 432 nucleotides long. RefSeq names its product thioredoxin-like protein 4A. Gene Ontology annotation, cellular component: U5 snRNP; U4/U6 x U5 tri-snRNP complex; spliceosomal complex. Lineage: Eukaryota; Fungi; Basidiomycota; Tremellomycetes; Tremellales; Cryptococcaceae. Gene Ontology annotation, biological process: mRNA splicing, via spliceosome. The record is from RefSeq and is a predicted model, not a curated record. The transcript has 6 exons. Bases 1 to 432 code for a protein of 143 amino acids.